Molecule: messenger RNA, 1679 nt
Organism: Haliotis rubra (blacklip abalone)
Lineage: Eukaryota; Metazoa; Mollusca; Gastropoda; Lepetellida; Haliotidae
Exons: 2
Coding region: 122-1351 (409 amino acids)
Source: RefSeq, a predicted model, not a curated record
AGUCACGUGCAGUAACUGUCACCGCCGGCUGCCAGAAGAUUUUACGUACGCGCUGACAGUUGGCCGCUUCGUCCGAAAAGCCAUACACUAUGGGGUAGGGGGUUGUAGAAACACUUCUAUCAUGCCGCUACUUUUUCGGAAGAAAAAAAGACGAAAGUCAGCGAAGAACCCAACAAAAGGGAAAUCAGGCCUAACGGAUGAUAUUUCUGAAAAACAAAAUGACGUCUAUUGGUUACGCGGUAAUGAUUACAGAGAUUUCUCGCAGAUGGGGUCUGGACAAGAAAUUGUCAAAACAGUCAAGAGAGCCAAAGCAUUAGAUAAAAUAAAAUCUGUGUUCAAAAGAGGAAAGGAGAAGCUCUGUAAGAAAAGAAAGGGCUUGGGAGGAAUAUGUAAGGUGGACAGUAUCGGAGAUCUCCUGAAAGCACAUUCCGGAAAUGUGAACCAAAGCGCGUUAGGUUGCGAUGUCGUUCAAACCAGCGAUCACCUCCGAUCACACAGCUGCACCGAUUGUAAUGAAAGCAAGGAAUCAUCGUGUUGCCCGCUGGACAUACGCGUACCUGAUCUUCAGAAGUACUGCAAGUAUAUUCCUGUCCGAAAAGUGUGGGGUCCAUUUUACCCCAGAGGAAGCGUGGCCAAUUCCAAAACGGUAUGGCUGGACAUGCAACUGUGGUAUUCUAAGUAUUAUGAUCUCAAGCUGAAACGACAAACUAGUGAAAACCUUAACUCAUCCUUGAACUCGUCUAAAAGUGAAAGCAGCCUAACGGAAUCCCCAACAAAAUCGCCCAAAUCGAAUCACUUGAAGGUGCCAAGAGAACUUAUGAAGGAAAGCCUGCUAGAGUCUCGCGCAGCUGAUCGAGAAUCUCGCCACAAGAGGACGCUUCUGAGACAACGUUUUCGCCGUGGUGCAAACGCUGAAUACAUAUCGAUGGUAAGCUGGCAGCGCUUUUACGUCCCUGUUGAAUGUCGUCUGCAGCUGUUCGUCAGCUCCGUGACUGCAGACGACUUGCUCCACCUGAAGACCGAAAUACUUGUAUCCUGUAUGCGUAGUUUUGUCCAGGCUGAUGGAGACUUCGAGGUCCUGUGGGUUGCAGAAAUCCAGAGAGUUCUCCCUUCAAGACUGGACCUCGUUUCCUGCGAUUGUCUAAAUCCAGAGGUUGCUCUUGAACUAGCCUCACAGUUGAAUGGAGUAAAAGCAGUGUUAUUUGUGAGUCGAGCUGCCUCUAUCUUACUGAGACACCAAUCAAUAGGAUUCUUGGACACGCUUGCUGUGUCGGCGGACGUGGAAAGGACGGACCUCAUUGUUCUACCAAAUGCUCUCGGUCCGGCUAAGGUGAAACGCGCGGUCAUCUGAGUGAACCCAAACGCAAUGGGUCUGAAUUUAUUGUUAUUACAAAGACAUAGGUGAAAGGAUUCAAGAGAUGAAUAGCCCCACGUGAUUUCGCCUUUUUGUAAACUUUUAUAAUUUAUUUUGAGAAAUUCGAAUUGGAUUUUUUUCCUUUCUCAGGUAUAGUACUGAUAUAUGUUUUCGAGGGGAUGUCAAUUUGGAUAAUCUGGAUCAUUGUAACAAUGAAGCCUUUAUCAUCAACGCUUCCAUGAUUAAUAUGACAUUGAUAGAUAUGCUUGUGCACAUUGUCACUUCUCUACAUGAAACUACCAAUAAAGAAUACAUAUGACAUAUC